This is a messenger RNA of Condylura cristata (star-nosed mole), 555 nucleotides long. Its product is annotated as keratin-associated protein 26-1-like. The transcript has a single exon. Gene Ontology annotation, cellular component: keratin filament. NCBI's taxonomy places the organism in Eukaryota, Metazoa, Chordata, Mammalia, Eulipotyphla, Talpidae. The coding region runs from base 1 to 555 and encodes 184 amino acids. The record is from RefSeq and is a predicted model, not a curated record. Gene Ontology annotation, molecular function: structural molecule activity.
AUGUCCUGCUCCAACAACUGCCCUGGAAGCUGCAGCCUGGGAGCCCUGAGACAUCCCUGCCAUGUCCCGCUUACCUCCUCUGCUAACCUUUGCCCUUCCGACGUGAGCUGUGGAAAUGUCUACUGCUUGCCCGGCGGCUGUCAAGACCGUCCCUGGCUCGCGGAAAACCGCCAAGAAGCUUUUGGUGAAGCCACCAGCUGCCAGCCUGUCCACUAUGAGCCCAGCGCCUGGGAAGCGUCCUGCAUCCCUCCCGCUGCGUGCUACGUGCCCAGACCCUGCCAAGGACCCAGUUUCGUUCCCACUGCUCCUUAUGUCUCCAGCCCCUGCGUCCCAAUCACCCUUAAGCCGCUGAGCUACGUGCCCGGCAGCUGCCGUCCCCAGAGUGUGGUCAUGUAUGGGUAUGGCCCUGCUGGUUACCUGCCCUGUCGCCCACAGUCAAUCGGCAUUGUGUCUGGGGGGCUCAGACCCGUGCGCCCUCUCUCCAGCGGCUGUCAGCCGGUGACCCCCGUGUUUGGCACGUGUCGUCCAUCUUGCUCUGCCAUGGGAGGCCAGUAG